Messenger RNA from Carlito syrichta (Philippine tarsier), 3093 nucleotides. It is a transcript of the gene AASDHPPT, whose product is annotated as aminoadipate-semialdehyde dehydrogenase-phosphopantetheinyl transferase. Lineage: Eukaryota; Metazoa; Chordata; Mammalia; Primates; Tarsiidae. Gene Ontology annotation, cellular component: cytosol. Bases 223 to 1152 code for a protein of 309 amino acids. Gene Ontology annotation, molecular function: magnesium ion binding; holo-[acyl-carrier-protein] synthase activity. The record is from RefSeq and is a predicted model, not a curated record. The transcript is spliced from 6 exons.
UCUCCGUCUCCGCCCCCAGCCGCUUUCUCCGAGCGGGCGGGCGGCCGCGUUGGGGACCGGGCUGCGAGGAGGGCCCCCCCCGGGGCGGGGCGCGCGACGAGGCCGGUGACGUCACAACGCCCCGCCCCGUGCGCGCAGACGCCGGGACGAAGGGGGUGUGGCCACGCCAGCGUCCGCGCGCCAUCGGGCCCGAAGUGGCGGCGAGGUCCGUCUUCCCUGUGCAUGGUUUUCCCCGCCAAGCGGUUGUGCUUGGUGCCAUCCAUGGAGGGCGUGCGCUGGGCCUUUUCCUGCGGCACUUGGCUGCCCAGCCGGGCCGAGUGGCUGCUGGCGGUGCGAUCGAUCCAGCCCGAGGAGAAGGAGCGCAUCGGCCAGUUCGUCUUUGCCCGCGACGCGAAGGCAGCCAUGGCUGGUCGUCUGAUGAUAAGGAAAUUAGUUGCAGAGAAACUGAAUAUCCCUUGGAAUAAUAUUCGUUUGCAAAGAACUGCGAAAGGAAAACCAGUUCUUGCAAAGGACUCGUUGAAUCCUUACCCCAAUUUCAACUUCAACAUCUCUCAUCAAGGGGACUAUGCGGUGCUUGCUGCUGAACCAGAGCUCCAAGUUGGAAUUGAUAUAAUGAAGACUAGUUUUCCAGGUCGUGGUUCAAUUCCAGAAUUCUUUCAUAUUAUGAAAAGAAAGUUUACCAACAAAGAAUGGGAAACAAUCAGAAGCUUUAAGGAUGAAUGGACUCAGCUGGAUAUGUUUUAUAGAAAUUGGGCACUCAAAGAAAGCUUCAUAAAGGCCAUUGGUGUUGGACUGGGAUUUGAACUGCAACGGCUUGAAUUUGAUAUAUCUCCGUUAAACUUGGAUAUAGGCCAAGUUUAUAAAGAAACACGUUUGUUCCUAGAUGGAGAGGAAGAAAAAGAAUGGGCAUUUGAGGAAAGCAAAAUAGAUGAGCACCAUUUUGUUGCCGUAGCUCUUAGGAAACCCGAUGGAUCUAAACAUCAGGAUGUGCCAUCUCAAGAUGAUUCUAAACCAACCCCGAGGCAGUUUACUGUUCUCACCUUUAAUGAUUUAAUAUCAUCUGCUGUUCCCAUGACACCUGAAGAUCCUUCAUUUUGGGACUGUUUUUGCUUCACAGAAGAAAUUCUAAUACGAAAUGGUACAAAGUCAUGAUGACUCCUUGAGUAACAGAGAGCAAUGAAAACUGUAAUCUUCCAUAGUCACUGAAAAAUAAAUGCUUGAUAGGAUCAAAUUUCACAAAACAGUUUUUAAAAAAAUAAAACUUACUAUUAAAAAAGCAGACUUCUAGUUCAAGACAACUCACUAGAAUACAAGUUUACCUCUUCCUCUCCAAAAUUGCAUUGAAUUGAUAAAAAUAGAAAGGAUGGUAGAAUCUUAAAGUGGUGAAUGUUCACUAUAGAAGAAAUAAAAAAUUCAGCUACGCAAAAAGGAAACAUUUGAAUCCUAUCUUUCAGAGAUUACUCUUAAAACCUUGAGUAUCCUUCUAGACCUCUUGGCAGAUGAAUUCAUAUUAACAUAUUUGCUUUAAAAAAUGGGAACAUAACUGUUUGUAAUUUUUUUUUUUAAACCGCACAUCUACUGUUCAUAAAUAUACCUCUGUGACAUAAUUUUUAGUGGUUCUAAAGUACUCUGUAGUAUAUCAUAUCAGUUAGGAUGCUUUUGACCAGAAGUAACAAUGUCCAAAUAUAAUUAGCUUAAGUAACCAAGGACAUUUAUUAUCUAACAUAACACGGUUCAGAGAUGUCAUUAAAGAUACUUUUUUUUACCUUAUCAUCAGAUUAUUGGUUUUGCCUUAGGCGAAUCCACCUCUCAAUCACAUGAGUUGCUGCUGUAGCUUCCAGUUUUACAACCUUGUAAAAUUACAUCUAAAAGACAGGAAAGGCCGUUUCUUCUCUCACAUUUAUUUUAUCAUUAAGAAAGAUUUUCUCAAAAGCCCCCAGUGACUUCUGAUAACUCAGAUCAGGUCUCAAGGAAAGGCAGUGAGUGACAUUUUUAGCCUCUCUUAGGUAGACUAUAUUGAAAAGAAAAGAGGGUAAGAUGGGCUUGGAAGAGUGGAAGGGAGCUAGACUUACUGCCUGUUCUAAGAAAAGUGUGCCACUACAUACUCAUUUUGAAGAGUGGAAGGGAGCUAGACUUACUGCCUGUUCUAAGAAAAGUGUGCCACUACAUACUCAUUUUUUUGUUAGAUGCUUUGAUUGUCUAUAGUUUAUUACUAUAAUCAGUGGCACAGUGAAUGUCCUUGUACAUUUUGAGGUAUUUGCUUAAGAAAGUAUCUAAAAGUAGAACGACUGGUUCAAAGGGCUUAAACAUGUCCUUGUACAUUUUGAGGUAUUUGCUUAAGAAAGUAUCUAAAAGUAGAACGACUGGUUCAAAGGGCUUAAACAUUUUUAGAGCUUUCGUAAGUCUUAUUAUCAUACCUGUCUCCAGAAAGGCAGUACAGUUUACUUUUCCAGCUAGUACUAUAUGUGUGACUACCCUCUCACCUAAAUAAUCCCUGGUCAAUUGUGCAUAUUACCUUUUUGGGGGGGUGAUGUAACCUUUGCUAGUAUAACUAAAAAAUGGUAUGUCAUUUUAAAAAUGUCUAUUUCUUUCAUUGCAAAUGAGAUUGAUAUAUCAGUGUUGUAAUUGGUUUUGUGUGUUCCUUUUUUAUUUACUGCCUAUUCCUUGUCUUUAUCUCUUUUUAUUUUAGUAAGUAGGACUUAAUUUAAAGUGAGUACAAUACAUAAAAUGCCAAGACCAUCAUAUUGAUGACAGGAUCUAUUACGUGGUUGUAGUGCAUGUCUUGGGGAGUUAAAGUUACGUUAAGUAUCAAGAAGUAAAAUCUGUUGUUUCUGUUACUAACAUCAAAAGUUGUGUGUAAAUUAUAUAAAAUUAGGUAUUAGUAAAAAAAAAAAAAUUGGAAUGUUUAUCAUUGUUUUUAUUUUAUUAAGCAUGACCAGUCAGUCUUCGCAUAGUGAAUAACAUGUUUUUAAAAGGUCAGGUAGCAUUUAUAAUAGAGAAAUUAUUGUUAUCCCUAGCAUGAAUGUAAUGGUGAUAUGAAAAACUGUUUGUCUUGUCAUUAUAACAAUAAAAAAGUUAGCAUUUAUUAUGGAA